Messenger RNA from Dichomitus squalens LYAD-421 SS1, 2393 nucleotides. RefSeq names its product NADH-ubiquinone oxidoreductase. Gene Ontology annotation, biological process: ATP synthesis coupled electron transport. The transcript has 8 exons. The coding region runs from base 31 to 2349 and encodes 772 amino acids. The record is from RefSeq and is a predicted model, not a curated record. Lineage: Eukaryota; Fungi; Basidiomycota; Agaricomycetes; Polyporales; Polyporaceae. Gene Ontology annotation, molecular function: NADH dehydrogenase (ubiquinone) activity; iron-sulfur cluster binding. Gene Ontology annotation, cellular component: membrane.
CCCCUCUCGACCUCUCUCCGGCUUAGAGCCAUGCUCCGGCUUGUGUCGUCGGCCUCAAGGCCUUCGUCGGCGGGCGUGCUCGCCAAGGUCGCUGCAGCCCCGUCGUCGACGCGCCCAGGUAUUCCUCCCAGCUUGUUCGUUUUUAGUGAUUUGGUGAUUAAGCAGCAGCCGCGACCAUCUCGUUGGAUAGGUCGUCGGACGUUCGCUUCCUCGUCUGCGAGACAGGCGGACAUCACGCUUACCGUUGACGGGAAGGAGGUUACCGUCCCGCAAGGUUCUGCGUUGAUCCAGGCUUGCGAGGCUGCAGGAGCAACAAUACCAAGAUUCUGUUACCACGACCGACUCGCCAUCGCAGGUAACUGCCGUAUGUGCUUGGUCGAGGUAGAGCGAUCACCAAAACCCGUGGCCUCUUGUGCUAUGCCCGCCAUGCCUGGUGCAAAGGUAUUUACAAACACCCCAUUGGUCCAUGAAGCCCGUGAGGGCGUCAUGGAGUUCUUGCUUUCAAAUCAUCCUUUAGACUGCCCCAUCUGUGAUCAGGGUGGUGAGUGCGACCUACAAGAUCAGUCCAUGCGGUACGGCGCGGACAGGACACGAUUCCACGAGAUUGCUGGCAAGCGCGCGGUCGAGGACAAGGAUCUCGGCCCUCUUGUCAAGACCUCAAUGAACCGCUGCAUCCAGUGCACACGAUGUGUUCGGUUCGCGAACGAAGUCGCAGGCGUGGAGGAGCUUGGUACAACCGGUCGUGGCAAUGACCUGCAGAUUGGCACGUACGUCGCGAAGACGAUGAAUUCGGAGCUUUCUGGCAACGUCAUCGACCUCUGUCCCGUUGGUGCGUUGACGAGCAAGCCCUACGCUUUCCAUGCACGUCCAUGGGAACUCAAGACCACCGACUCUGUUGAUGUCCUGGACGCUGUUGGCUCAAAUAUUCGUGUUGACUCCCGCGGCGUUGUCGUCAUGCGCGUGCAGCCGCGCCCAAACGAUGACGUUAACGAGGAGUGGAUUAGCGACAAGACUCGGUAUGCCUAUGAUGGCCUGCGCUUCCAACGUUUGACCGUCCCUCUUGUCAAGCAAGGCGACCGAUUUGUUACUGCGUCCUGGGAGGACGCUCUGACCGCCAUCGCGGAGGGACUCAAGAAGUCUGGUGCCAAGGGCAAUGAGAUCAAGGCCAUUGCUGGUCACCUCGCCGAUACCGAGUCACUUGUCGCCCUCAAGGACUUGAUCAACCGCCUUGGCUCCGACAACACUGCUCUAGAUGGUGUCAACGGUCACGCCGCGCCGAUCCACGCCGUUGACGUCCGCUCCAACUAUUUGUUCAACUCGACGAUCCCUGGUGUCGAGCAGGCUGAUGCGAUCCUCCUCGUUGGUACCAACCCGCGACACGAGGCGGCCGUCCUCAACUCGCGUAUCCGUAAGAGCUGGCUGCACACCACGCUCGAGGUGGGCCUGAUCGGUGAGCGGGUGGACACCACUUACGGCUACGACUAUCUCGGCAGCGACGCGAAGGCUGUGGCCGACUUCGUUGCUGGCAAGGGCGAGUUCGCCAAGAAGUUCAAGGCGGCGAAGCGUCCUUUGAUCAUCGUCGGCAGCUCGCUCGUCGAGCACGCGGACGGGGCUGCGGUCUACAACGCGCUCGCCAAGUUCGUCGAGGCGAACAAGGAGAAGCUUGUGACCCCUGAGUGGAACGGUUUCAGCGUGCUCCAGCGUGCUGCUUCUCGUUCGGCCGCGUACGAUAUCGGUUUUGUCGCGUCGAAGAAGGCGUCCACCACGAAGCCAAAGUUCGUCUACCUCCUCAAUGCCGACGACGUCGACCCCAAGGACAUUCCCCAGGAUGCCUUUGUCGUCUACCAGGGACACCACGGUGACCUCGGCGCUCAGCUCGCUGACGUCGUCCUCCCAGGCUCCGCAUACACAGAGAAGGGUGUUACCUGGGUAAACACUGAGGGUCGUGCUCAGCUUGGUCGCGCUGCCGUCCCCCCUCCGGGUGCCUCGCGAGAGGACUGGAAGAUCAUCCGUGCGUUGUCCGAGAUCGUCGGCUCGCCGCUCCCCUACGACGACGUCCUCAGCCUCCGGGACCGCAUGUGGGAGAUCUCGCCAACGCUUGUCCGCUACGAUACUGUCGAACCCACGUCUGUCGACGUCGCCCUCGCUGGCCUGAAGGCCCUCACUGCUGGCACCGCCAGCGCGAAGGUCACCGGCGCGCCUCUCAAGAAGCCCAUCGAGAACUUCUACCAGACGGACCCGAUCUCGAGAGCGUCGGUGACGAUGGCGCAGUGCACGCGCGCAUUUGUGAAGGGGGAGGACUACGGGUUCACGCCGCUGUCGAGCGCUGCUGAGUCUGCCUUUGCAUGAUGGAUGUGUAGAUCAUGAAUGAUAUAGCCCAUCAUUUUUCUCUC